AUGAUCGCUAAUAAUCUUAUUCUCCUCUCCGCAUUGGCCGCCAGCGCUGUGGCUGCACCAAGCGGAGUCGUCAAGCGACAGAGCAACGAGGACAACCUUUGGCAAGUUCCUGUCAGACGUGACCCAAAGGACCCCAGCCAGGAUAGGUGGACGCAAAUCAACUCUGUCAUUACCCCAAUCGACAAGGCGGCAGAUGACAACCGUAAAUUCUCGUACUACCCAUUCCUUUACAACAUGGGCGGCACCCUUUUCUUGCUCUUCUCUGGCGCUCCAAAGGAUGUCGAUGGCAUGGGCCAAGAUGUGCGAAUCUCUUACUCCACAAAUGGGAAAUGGAGCAAACCAGAGGUUGCCUUUCCCCCAGCUCUUCUCCCAAACCAGACAACGAUCGAGACCUCGGAGUACUACUGCAAGCGUGGCAUUCCUCAACGAGCCUUGCAGGCGCUUAGCAUUGUCUACAUUGGCGGAGGCGAGUCUGAUGCGACAUACUAUGCGGUUGCACAGUCCAGCGACAACGUCUGUCCUGGACACUUUGAACCAGCCGGUCGCCUCGCCCGUAAGCUGAACCGCGAUCCUUUGUCUGGUAGUACUUUUGCAGGCGAACCAUGCUGGCUCGACUUCACUGAGUAUACCGGCGAUCACGCAUGGACUGAGACGGUCUACGGCGAAAAGUACAAAAUGAAGGUGUGCGAGGACAAGGACAAGAUCAUUGCUGCGUUGAAGAACCCACAAGCCGUGCCGGCUCAAGCGACAUCUCUCUUUAACGCACCUGUUGUCGCUGCUGAUGGCAAACACAACGUCAGCUAUCCUACCAACGCAAUCUACCUUCCGGGCAAUUCGGAUAAAGGACGUUAUAUGCGAUUCUGGGCUGAUGUCUCCGUGAGGAACAAGACUGGCAACGCCUUUGUUGAAUACACCAGCGAUCUCACCGGCAACGAUUGGUUCCCCGCAACCGAUGAUGGCUCCAAGAUCCAACAGACCAACAUCUACAGCUCGUACAAGGCCUGGUUCGGCAGCAGUGAAGGAUCCGUUCAGCGCCGCGUAUACAUCUCCAACAGCGGCAUGAACAAGGAUUCCUCCCAGGACAUCCUGACCCUCGCCACUUCCACCGGCAACGACCUUGCUUUCCGCAACAUUGGCAUCCUCCGCAGCGACUCCCAGGAAAAGGCCCCCGUUGGCACGCGCCCCACUGAGGCCUCCGGCAUCGCGGGCUUCUACUGGCCCUCAGCCGUCUUCCAAGGUGACAAGUUGGUCGUUGCCUACAGCGAGAACAAGGCCAAUAUCCAGGUCUCCACCAUCGACUUUGCUGAUCUCCCUUGA
Bipolaris victoriae FI3 is the source of this 1317-nucleotide messenger RNA. RefSeq lists its product as hypothetical. Lineage: Eukaryota; Fungi; Ascomycota; Dothideomycetes; Pleosporales; Pleosporaceae. The transcript has a single exon. The record is from RefSeq and is a predicted model, not a curated record. Bases 1 to 1317 code for a protein of 438 amino acids.